Colias croceus (clouded yellow) is the source of this 1018-nucleotide messenger RNA. RefSeq names its product zinc finger protein 366-like. Lineage: Eukaryota; Metazoa; Arthropoda; Insecta; Lepidoptera; Pieridae. The record is from RefSeq and is a predicted model, not a curated record. Gene Ontology annotation, molecular function: RNA polymerase II cis-regulatory region sequence-specific DNA binding; DNA-binding transcription factor activity. Gene Ontology annotation, biological process: regulation of transcription by RNA polymerase II. Bases 131 to 1006 code for a protein of 291 amino acids. The transcript has 2 exons.
UAAUCUCAUUGCAGAAUCGAGAAAAUUUUCAGGCCGACGGAAAGAAGGAAUCCAGUCUAUAGACGAAGACGAGGAAAAAUUAAAAGCAAUAAGGUUCAACAUAAGCGAAGUCCUAUUAAAAUCAUCUGUCAUGCCGUUCCGUUGGCUUAGAACGUGUUUCAGGUGUUUUUACUGCUAUGAAAUGUUCGAAAUACCAGACGAACUAAAAACCCAUCAAACGCAACACUCUAAAGACGAUAUAGAAAAAGCAAUUAACAAUUAUUACGAGGAAAAUGUAUUAGUUGAUGUCUCCAAUUUAAGCUGUAAACUGUGUACUAAUAUGGUGGAAAAUAUUCACCAAUUGGUCGAUCAUUUGAUGACCGAACAUGGGAUGUAUUUUGAUAUCAAUGCAGGGUUAUGCAUGAUCCCCUUUGAGUUGGACGAGAAAAAGCAAUGUAUAGUUUGCGAGAUUCCAAUGAAAUCGUAUGGUAAUUUAGUUGCGCAUAUGGUCAAAAAACAUAUUAAUGUGACCAAAAUGUUUUGCGCAGUUUGUAACACAAGAUUUAAGAGUACAACACAGAUUUGUUCUCACGUCCAAGGUGUUCAAAAUGAAACUUCCUGCUCAGAAUGUAGUGUUAACUUAGAAGCUAGUCAUUUAGGGGAUCACAUGCGCGGCGUUCACGGUAAACGAUAUAGGUGUUUAGCUUGCUGGGAGUUUUUCAAGACGCAUUACCAAAGAUCUUUGCAUAUGGCGUCGAUACACAAGCGAAGGGAGCUUUUUAAAUGCCUAUACUGUCCAAGGACAUUCAUUUUUGCAAGUAUCCUUCGCAGGCAUAUACGGGAAAGGCAUUUGAAAGAGAGAAAUGCGAUUUGCCAUAUCUGCGGUUGGAAGACGUUUGGACAGCAUGAACUAAAAGCACACAUGGUUAAACAUGUCAGUGUGAAGGAGCAUAAAUGUCCGUUUUGUGAAAAAAUGUUUAAAAGUAAGAAGAAUAUGCGACAGCAUUGUGUUAAGAGUCAUCAAUGAAUUGUUAUUUAA